This is a messenger RNA of Oppia nitens, 1990 nucleotides long. Its product is annotated as splicing regulatory glutamine/lysine-rich protein 1-like. Gene Ontology annotation, molecular function: RNA binding. Gene Ontology annotation, cellular component: nucleoplasm. NCBI's taxonomy places the organism in Eukaryota, Metazoa, Arthropoda, Arachnida, Sarcoptiformes, Oppiidae. The transcript has 6 exons. The record is from RefSeq and is a predicted model, not a curated record. Bases 109 to 1971 code for a protein of 620 amino acids.
AGUUUUAAUAAUAAAACGAUUGAAGUAUUGUUUGAUUGGUUUGUCAUAAAUAAGUGAAUCUUUGAUUUGAUCCCAACUGUGGUCACAAUCACUGAAUUGUUGGCCACAAUGACGGACACGAAUGUCAUUCAAGUGACAAACAUUGCUCCGAGUGUUGCAAACGAUCAGUUGAAGACAUUGUUUGGAUUUUUGGGAACAAUUAAAGAGAUUGUCGUUUAUCCAAAUGAAGACUCAGCCCUAUCGCCGACCUCUCGGGUCUGUUAUAUACGAUAUGCCGACUCCUGGAGUGUAGGCGUUGCCCAACACUUGACAAACACAGUGUUUGUCGAUCGGGCGCUCAUUGUUCAGGCAUCAGAUGAUGAUAUUAUCCCCGACGCGGCCACUGCCAUGAGUUUAAUGAAUGGGGGAAACAUUACCGGCGGAAGCAAUUGCGGUGUUAUCAGUCAAGUGGUGACAGGCGUUGCUGGCACUCAAGUAAUUACAACAAUUGAUCCCCGAUUAACAGCAUUAGGUUUACCACAAUACCCACCUCUACCGGCAAAUAUGGAUCCAACAAAAAUUGAAGAAAUUCGACGAACAGUUUAUGUCGGAAAUCUUUGUUCAACUUUAUCAGCCGAACAAUUGCUUACUUUUUUUAAUCAAAUCGGAGAAGUGAAGUACAUUCGUAUGGCCGGCGAUGAGACACAACCGACACGAUUUGCAUUCGUUGAGUUCACUGAUCAGUCAUCGGUGGCAAAUGCUCUUCAAUAUAAUGGUGUUAUAUUUGGUGGACGACCACUAAAAAUAAAUCAUUCAAACAAUUCAAUAGUAAAACCUCAAGCAAAGAACUCAGAAGCGGCACAAAAAGAAAUUGAAGAAGCAAUGAAAAGGGUUCGGGAGGCGCAGUCACUUAUAUCAGCUGCUAUUGAACCCGGAUUUCAGGUGAAAAUCGAUAAAAUAUUAGAUUUUUCAGGAAAAGAAAAGAGUAAAUCGAGAUCAAGAUCCAGAUCACGAAGAAAGUCACGAAGUCGAUCACGUGAUCGAAGAAGACGAUCGCGUGAUCGAGGAAGAAGAUCACGAUCUAGAGAUCGAUCUCGAAGAUCAAGGUCUCGAUCAAGAGAAAGAAGACGUCGUUCUCGAGAACGAAGACGAAGAAGAAGUAGGAGUAGAGAUGACAAACAUAGAAGAAGUCGUAGUAGAGAUAGAGAAAGGGAUCGAGAGAGAGAACGGGAGAGGGAUAGGGAACGGGAGAGAGAUAGGGAACGGGAGAGGGAGAGAGAACGAGAGAGAGAUAGGGAGAGAGACAAAGAUAGGAAUAGACGCUCUAGAAGUAGAUCCAAAAAGAGAGACGAGAAACGAAAAGAAAUUGAAAAAAUUGAAGAGAAGGUUGUAUUACAUUCUCCUGAAAUUGAGACUAAACCCGAAGGACCUGAACUUCCACCCAAAGUAGACUAUGUUGUUAGAGAAAUGCCAGACACAGACGAUAAGAGAUCGAAUUCAAGAGAGUUAUCCAAAUCUAAAUCUCUAUCUCCGACUUCACCCCAAAAACAUAGCAGACGUUCAAGAAGUCCGAAAAGGCGUUCUCGAAGUAGAGAAAUAAUACAUUCAAAGAGUCCACCGAGAAGUCAUCACAAGAAAAAAAAGGAUAGGGAUCGGGAUAGAGACAGAGAGAAAGAUAGAGAGAAAGAGAGAGAAAGAGGUAAAGACAGAGAAAGAGAUGAUAGACACAGAAUAAGUCGUAGCAGAGAUAGAGAUCGGGAUAGAGAUAGAAGAGAGAGAAGUCGUGAAAGAAAAGAAAAAAAGAAACGAAGAAGAGAUGACAGUUUGGAACUGAAUGAAAGAUCACCAAAAGAUAUGAAAAUACAUAGAGAUUAUGAUAAAGAAAUUGAAGAAGAAGAAGAAAAAGGUUACGACUCUUCAUAUGAAGACAAAUCAUCGCAUCGAUCGAGUCGUGAACACUCUCGACGUAAAUCUCUGACUCCAGACCACUGAGAAAGUCAUUCAAAUAAAA